Rhinocladiella mackenziei CBS 650.93 is the source of this 1245-nucleotide messenger RNA. RefSeq lists its product as uncharacterized. Lineage: Eukaryota; Fungi; Ascomycota; Eurotiomycetes; Chaetothyriales; Herpotrichiellaceae. The coding region runs from base 1 to 1245 and encodes 414 amino acids. Gene Ontology annotation, molecular function: GTPase activator activity. The transcript is spliced from 3 exons. Gene Ontology annotation, biological process: endoplasmic reticulum to Golgi vesicle-mediated transport; positive regulation of GTPase activity. The record is from RefSeq and is a predicted model, not a curated record. Gene Ontology annotation, cellular component: endoplasmic reticulum membrane.
AUGGCGUACCGUGACGCCAAUUUGGCCUCAGACUCCGAUGAGAAGUCAAGCGUCGGCUCAGGCGAGCCGAAGGCGAACCAGUUAUCAAUGGAUCUAGAAUACUCUCGAAAGCGCGACUCUAUCGAACAGGCCUGCGCGCGAGGUGACUUUGAUGCCCUGGUCCGCCUAGCAACCUCGACCGGCGGCCUUCUGACCGACGACCUUCGCCGGCAAGCUUGGCCAAUUCUAUUGGGCUGUAGAUCUGAGCAUGAUGGAGCUGGACUGAAAGAAUCAACCCAGUCCUGGAGAAGUCUCCCCCGGCAUCCUGACGAGGACCAAGUACGGCUCGACGUUGAUCGAGCAUUUAUAUAUUACCCCAAAGACGAAUCCGAACAAUCUCUCGACAAGAAGAAGACAGAGUUAUCGGACCUGAUAGUUGCGACCUUGAGGAGUCACCCUGUGCUCUCCUACUUCCAAAGCUACCACGACGUCGUACAAGUUCUCCUUCUGGUGCUUGGAAGGGACCAUGCUGCCGCCGCUGUUCCACGAAUAUCUCUCCUCCGACUUCGUGACUACAUGUUGCCGACAAUAUCACCUGCCCAAAAGCAUUUCGAGCUCGUCUCCGCCGUGGUGGAGGCUGCUGAUCCGGAAUUGGCCGAUCACAUCUCUAAAGCUGAGAAUAGUUUUGCUCUGUCAGCGACUCAUUCCUUGUUCGCCCACGACAUCCAAGAGUAUGGCGACAUUGCACGGCUGUACGAUUUUCUUUUCGCGCACGAACCAGUCAUUAGCAUUUAUUUGUUCUCAGCAAUCAUGAUGUCACGACGCGCAGAGUUGCUCGAAAUGCCCGCUGACCAAUCCGACAUCCUUACUUUCAUGAUAUCAAAGCUACCACCGGCCCUGGAUAUCGAUGCUCUGGUCCUAGAUGCCUUGCAGUUGUUUCGAAAUCACCCGCCAGAGAGACUCCACGGUUUCAUUUGGUGGCGGCUGUCACCUUACAGCGUCCUCAAGACGUCGCGCUGUAUUAAGAAUCCUCAGGCUCUCGGUGACGCCGAGCUUCUAUGCCAGAAGCAGAUCCGGCAAAUACAGAGCGAGGAAUUGAUGAGAAGGAGAGCCAAACUGCUCUUCAAAUACCGGAGAUCAGCUUUGGCGAUGACGGCCACGAUUCUCGUGGGGGGACUCUCUAUCUGGCUGAGGAGGAAUGGACAAGACAAAGUCGUCUGGUUCAUGACUUCGUCCGCAUUCCGAAUUUUCUCGAGACAACAAUAG